Messenger RNA from Spirodela intermedia, 2910 nucleotides. Lineage: Eukaryota; Viridiplantae; Streptophyta; Magnoliopsida; Alismatales; Araceae. The record is from the annotation of a GenBank genome assembly.
AUGCUGGGCGCAUCUGGAGUUGGGCUCUCAUUGAGCUCGAGCAUCUCCGCUUGCCCGGCCACCAAGUCCUCUCGGAGCACCCGCCAUUCCUCCUCCGUGGUGAAGAUGGCGAUCUCGGUGGAGAAGAAGCCCUACACGCUAGAGAAAUCCGAGGAAAUAUUCAACGCCGCCAAGGUCCGCACCCCCUUUCUCCUCCUGCCGCGGCUGUCUUCUUUGCUCUGCUCCCCUCUAUGCUAGGGUUUCUGAGUGGGGGUUAUCGGCCGGUUUAUUCGGUCAUAGGGCACAGACUGGAUGUGGGGUUUUCGUAUUCACUUCAACUGUUUGCUUUAUGAUUUCUUGGGGCGUAUGAUUUCAUUCCAGCAUAAUUCCAACGUCUUGUUACUCCGUAGAAUCGGAAGAGUCCUAUCACGCACAUAUUAAUGAAAUUUCUCGGUUUAAUCCUUAGAGCUCUGUGUGCGCAUAUUGUUCCUGAACUCUAAAACCUUGACUCAAGACCGGCUAUUAAUUCUCCGUCGAUCGGGCCCCGGACAGAUCAGAGCCUCCCUGGACUUGAGAAUCUGGAGGAGCGACGCCUUUGUUCCCUGUCUGGAACACAUCCUUUGCUUGGAUGACGUGGGGAAGGGGAAAGUCUGAUCAUUUUUCAUCCUCUCGGGUCGCCAUGAUCGAAAUCAAUGCAUAUGCACGUUCUGGAUAUUUAAUUUUAUGGGGAUGGAUUGGCAGGUCUGUCGAAUGAUCAUAUGAUGUUUAGAUGCGCGAAGGAAAGCAUUGUCAAUUCUGACUAUUGGAAUAUGCCAUCAAUUUAGCUCACGGAAAAUCUUCAGGAUUGUAUUUAUAACGGUUCAUUAUGUUCUAUGCAUGUGCAUCUGUCUGUUAUGUUGAGGAUUCAAAAGUCUUUUUUAAAAAAAGAAAAACCCUGUAAAUCAUUAUUUUAUCUCUUUUCAAAGUUCUAACAGGGUGGAAAGGGGUUAGAAGAAUACGGAGAUGAUAUAAAGGUCAAGUGUAGGCUGACAAAAUCCAUCGAUAUUCCUGAAGUUAAUCCUGCAAUCUGAGAUGUCUUUUACCUCUGAUUAAGAAUUUUGACCGACUUUCUCAAAUGAAGAAUCAUAAAGUUCCUGCACCAUAUCGAUAUUCUUCCUUCUAAUGAAUUCAUGUUGGAGAAGAAAUCACUAAUGGCAGAUUGCCCUGUUAGACCGUUUUCAAUUCCCUGAUAGAACGCAAAACUGCCAACAAGCUGAAAAUUUUGCCGGCAGCAUUAUUUAAGGCCGCCAUUAUUUCAAUGCCCUCGCCUCUGAUCCCAGAUAUGGGUUUUUUUUCAAUCACUAAUGGUAGAUUGCCCUGUUAGACCGUUUUCAAUUCCCUGAUAGAUCUCAAAACUGCCAACAAGCUGAAUUUUUUUUCUUCUUACGGAUGUAGGUUUUUUUUUCUGUGUUCUCUCUAGUUUUCAAUUCCAUGAUCCGGCUCAUGGAAUAAUUUCCUGUUUUUGAUAGAAUCUGUUACCUGGAGGAGUCAAUUCGCCGGUCCGCGCCUUCAAAUCAGUUGGCGGGCAGCCCAUCGUGUUCGAUUCUGUUAAGGGCUCCAAGAUGUGGGAUGUCGAUGGGAAUGAAUACAUUGACUAUGUGGGCUCAUGGGGACCUGCAAUCAUCGGCCAUGCUGACGACAAGGUCUGCAACUCCUUCCCUUCCCUUUUCAUGUCUUUUUAAAAUCCUCAACUCUUCUUGAAUCCUCAGUUAGAUGGUGGGUUUCCACUUUAGAGAUCUCUUGUUUCAUCAGCAAUAUUCCCCACACUGUCUGAAUUUGCCUAAGAAGAACUCUGAGUCCUUUUUAUCUUUUUUGUAUUUGCAGGUCAAUGCGGCGCUGAUUGAGACACUGAAGAAAGGUACGAGCUUUGGCGCACCGUGCCUGCUUGAGAACGUCCUGGCGGAGAUGGUGAUUGCAGCAGUGCCGAGUGUUGAGAUGGUGCGCUUUGUCAACUCUGGCACAGAGGCCUGCAUGGGUGCACUCCGCCUCGCACGGGCCUAUACUGGCCGUCAGAAGUUGCUCAAAUUCGAGGGAUGCUACCACGGCCACGCCGACUCCUUCCUGGUCAAGGCCGGCAGUGGCGUUGCCACCCUCGGCCUCCCAGACUCCCCAGGCGUCCCCACCGCCGCUGCCUCUGAGACGCUCACCGCCCCCUACAAUGAUGCCGAUGCAGUGAGCCGCCUCUUCCAGCAGCACCCCGGCGAGGUGGCGGUAGUGGUCCUUGAGCCAGUCGUUGGUAAUGCCGGUUUCAUCACACCGGAGCCCGAAUUCCUAGCAGCACUGCGCCGGAUCACCGAGGAGAAUGGCGCCCUGCUGAUCUUUGACGAGGUGAUGACUGGCUUCCGGCUGGCCUAUGGCGGUGCGCAGGAGUAUUUUGGGAUCACCCCCGAUCUGACAACACUGGGGAAGAUCAUCGGCGGUGGCCUCCCUGUUGGUGCCUAUGGUGGUAGGAGGGAAAUCAUGGAGAUGGUGGCACCGGCAGGGCCAGUAUACCAGGCAGGGACAUUGAGUGGCAACCCGUUGGCGAUGACUGCCGGAAUUCAUACAUUGCGGCGGCUGCAGGAGCCAGGGACUUAUGAGCACUUGGAGGAGGUUACUGGCAAGCUUGUCAACGGACUGGUCGCCGCUGGGAGGGCUGCCGGGCAUGAGGUCUCUGGCGGCUUCAUUAGGGGGAUGUUCGGCUUCUUCUUUGCAGAGGGGCCGAUCCGCAACUUUGAGGAGGCCAAGAAGAGCGACACCGCCAAGUUUGGGAGGUUCCACCGAGGGAUGUUGGAAGAGGGUGUCUACCUGGCUCCCUCUCAAUUUGAGGCCGGCUUCACCAGCUUGGCCCAUACCUCUCAGGACAUCGAGCAAACGCUCGAUGCUGCCAAGAAGGUCUUCCGCCGUAUCUAG